AUGUUAGUCAUUCAUUGCGAUCGAAUGGGUUCCCCAAAAAUGAAUGGUACGGGUAUGGUUCAUUUUUCUAAUCAUCUUUACCCCAACUGGAAGUCACACAUAACUCUUCUUGUUGAUCACGGUAAGAGGUCCAGAAAGAUGGGUGACAAAGACGCGUAUGAAAUGAUGGGCAGUUUGUCUAAUGAACCUCCUCCACCGCCACCUCCACCAGAACCUGCUCAACAACCUGCACCGCCUGGUUCGCCGGCUCCACCUGCACCUCAGCCUUCUAAGCCUCCGCCCCCUGCUCAGCCACCUGCUGGUGCCCAUCCUCCACCUCCGCCACCUCAUGGUCCCCAACCACCUCAAUCACCUAAGCCUUCACCCAAUCCCCAACCACCUGCCGCCGGUGCCCAUCCUACAUCUCCGCCCCCUCAUGCUACAGCACCAACUCAAGCAGCCACUCAGCAGCAUCCUGGAACAGAAGCAGGGUUAAUCGAGUAUGUUUAUAGUUCUCUGCUGAUGAUAUGCAGUUGGCUUAUUGAAAUUAUAAAACUACAUCGUUCAGCCCCUUAUAUCCGAACCACGCACAUUGAAAUAGGUAUCGAUUUUGCGCGCAUACAAGUGCCAUUUAUGCAGGGCGGAUCCAGAAAUAUGGGAGAUGCAUAUGAAAUGAUGGGCGAAUUGGGAGGUGAUCCCCCUCCGCCGCCUCCCCCACCGGCUCCAGCGGCUCCUCCGCCACCACCACCUCCGCCUUUUCCUCCACCACCUCCCAAUUUCCCACGUCCACCACCACCACCACCACAACCACCUAAAAUUCCGCCUCAGGCACCACCUCCACCUCCACGUCCACGACCUCCACCACCAGUGGGUUCAAAAGAUGACUAUUUCGCGUUGCCUGCAAAGAAACCUCCUCUGCCACCUGCCAAGAAGCCUCCUCCUAAACAAGAUACUCAUACUGGAACAGGACAGACCGAUACAUCCAGGUAUGUCAUCAAAAAUAUAGCCUUGCAGAUCAAAUCAACCACAUCCGAGUGGAAAUACCUUCCACCUUGCUCGGAAAAACUGCCAUCCAUUUCCUAUGUUUCUGCGCUUGAAACGCCUCACCAUGUCUAUUUAUCCGCUAGUCCAGCGAUCCGUAUUCUUCUACGUGGUUUUCGGACAGCCGUAACCACAAAAAUCGUCUUCAAAGACACAAGUCGCCAAACACCAUAA
This is a messenger RNA of Haemonchus placei, 1194 nucleotides long. The record is from the annotation of a GenBank genome assembly. Lineage: Eukaryota; Metazoa; Nematoda; Chromadorea; Rhabditida; Trichostrongylidae.